UUCAGAUAUAAUAGACCUCUUUUGCUUUUUGUGAUACUGAUAUAUCAUGCUUUUUUUCAUAUAUGAAUCUUACAAUUGAAGCUGAAUUUGACUAUGAAUUGCCAUGAAUUCCCCCCAAUUUUGUUUGUGAAAUCAUUUUUGAAAUCUUGUGUAACAUUUCAUGAUUUAUGCAGAUUUGAGCAUAUGAACCUAAACAGUGCUCAGAUGGAAAAUGUAUCAAAUGCAGAUGAGAAUGAUGAUGUGGGUUAUCAUCCUUCACCUUCUUCAGUGGAUCAAAAUGAUCAAUCAUCUACAGAAACUCCCGGGUGUUCGACGCUGAGCGGCGAUUCUUUCACAUACUGCAGAACUUAUUCAGAGACCUCUGGCUUCUCAGAGCCCACUGAUGAUCAGAACAGCUGUUCUGACACAGCCUCUCCUUCGUGUUGGCCGGUCCCGAAAUCUCCCCAUCAGUCUGUUCUCUCAAGGUUUGGAAUGAGGAACAUGCACAAGCUUGAAGGGGACAAGAAGCCUGAUGAUCAAGAGGCACUAGAUAUAGAGCUUGAAAUGAUGAAGGAAAGAUUUUCAAAGCUUUUGUUGGGUGAAGACAUGUCUGGAAGUGGGAAAGGUGUAUGCACAGCAGUUACAAUCUCUAAUUCCAUAACCAAUCUCUAUGCUUCUGUGUUUGGCCAACACCUGAGGUUAGAACCUCUUCAUCCUGAGAAGAAGUUAAUGUGGAAGAGAGAAAUGAAUUGUCUCCUAUCUGUGUGUGAUUACAUUGUUGAAUUCUUCCCAGCCUCACAAAAUUUAAAAGAUGGGACAGCUCUUGAGGUGAUGACAAGCAGGCCCAGAUCAGAUAUUUAUAUGAACCUUCCGGCAUUGAGAAAGCUUGACGCAAUGCUCCUUGAAAUAUUAGAGACCUUUCAGGACACAGAGUUUUGGUAUGUGGAGCAGGGAAGCAUGUCAGGUAAUUCAACACGAUCUGGCUCAUUUAGGCGGAUUCCUCAGCCCCAGCGUAAAGAGGAGAAAUGGUGGUUGCCUGAUCCGCGUGUUCCUCCUGCCGGCCUCUCUGAGAAGUCAAGGAAGCACUUGCGCCACAAACGUGACCUCGCCAAUCAAAUUCACAAAGCAGCAAUGGCCAUCAAUAGUAGCAUUCUUUCUGAGAUGGAAAUCCCAGACUCAUACAUGGCAUCACUUCCUAAGUGUGGAAAAGCAAGUGUAGGCGAUUCAAUUUAUCGCUACAUGUGUAGCGCGGACAAGUUUUCCCCUGAUUAUCUGAUGGACUGCCUCAAUAUAAGUUCUGAGCAUGAAGCACUCGAACUUGCAGACCGGGUUGAAGCUUCAAUGUAUAUAUGGAGACGUAAAGCGUGCAUUAGCCAUUCGAAACCAUCAUGGAGCAUGGUAAAGGAUCUCAUGGCUGAAACUGACAGGAGUGACAAAAAUCACUUCUUAGCAGAGAGAGCUGAGAGUUUGUUGUUCUGCUUGAAGCAGAGGUACCCUGAACUUUCACAGACAAGCUUGGACAUUUGCAAGAUCCAAUACAAUAAGGACUUGGGGCAAGCAAUCCUAGAGAGCUACUCAAGAGUGCUGGAAGGUUUGGCAUUCAACACUGUUGCUUGGAUUGAAGACGUUCUAUAUGUAGAUAGAUCCACAAGAAGUCAAGUAGUUUAGAAACCACAAAAAAAUUCAAGUUCUUUUAUGUAUGUCUCUAUUUAUAUAGAACAGAAGCCAAAUUGAAGAGCCUAAGAAAUAGGUUUAUUUCUGUGCAUCUGAAGCCUAUCCAAUGUAAUUUAAGAAGCAUCUAACCUAGUAUUCCAGUUCUUGAUACUCUAGUUUCAGCCUUCACAUCUUUAUGAGCAUCUCAUUUUUGCACUACAUAAAUUCAACCAUUGAGAAGCAAAGUAUAUAUGAAGAUGUGUACUAAACAAGACACAAACAGCACUUUUCUUUUUUCAUAGAAUGUGUAUAAGUAGGUGUUGGACAUUCAGUCGAAAUUUCAACAUAGAUUCCAUGUUUGUUUAGACAGAAAAUUUUUCCAGGGAAAUAUAUGUAUCAAUCUUUUUGGGAAGAAAGUA
Messenger RNA from Cornus florida, 2051 nucleotides. RefSeq names its product rop guanine nucleotide exchange factor 3-like. Gene Ontology annotation, molecular function: guanyl-nucleotide exchange factor activity. The record is from RefSeq and is a predicted model, not a curated record. The transcript is spliced from 7 exons. The coding region runs from base 94 to 1647 and encodes 517 amino acids. NCBI's taxonomy places the organism in Eukaryota, Viridiplantae, Streptophyta, Magnoliopsida, Cornales, Cornaceae.